AUGGCGCAGCCAAACAUGUCUUCUGCGGAACCGCCGCCUUCAUCGGGUCAUCAGUCCACCAGCUUUCUUCGUAAACUCUUCGGACGAAACAAUGCGGCCCCGGCAUCCGUCGGCCCGCUCCAAACCAAGGAGCCCGAGCCCGAACCCGAGCUUGACCCCGACUCCGAUGACCAGCAAAGUACUGGUCUGGUGCGUCGAGUCUCGAGAAAAGUCGUGCCCGGACUUCCUCGCGUGCAGACCUUCAAACGCCAACAGUCGGAGCGCAGGAACAACCUCGCACCAGUUGAACCCUCUCCGGCAGAGAGGCGUGCUCUAUCAGUGGACAGGCGCGUGCAAUCGUCACGUACGGCGUCACAGACUCAGUCUUUUCCCCGAGCUAGUGCACCGGACUUUUUCGAAAAUGCGUACGAGGUCCAGUCUGCCCCAUCUGCCCCCGUCAGCCCUGUCGAGGAAAAGGCCGAAGUCAGUCUUGGUCAGAUGGUAUCCCAAAUUGCAGCAGAACCCACGACAGACGAAUCUCAUGCGCACGAGGUUCAAUCUAAUUCGGACGCCCACUCAGUAACGACAUCUCAAUCUCACUACGAGGCUAUGAUUCACGAUGAGCUCGAAAAUGUUUGGAUUCUCAACCUCAGCAUGCACUUCCGGGAUAAGUCCAAGAGAGAGAAGUUUUUCGUCACAUACCGAGAAACUCCAACCCACUGGCGUAGAGUAACCAUAUCUCUUGACUAUCGCAAUGCCCCGGAUAACUCUCUCGAGAUGGACUUGCUCCACACCAAGUCUCAACGUGACAAAAGUUCCAAGAUCUACGAAGCCAUCAGAGAUAGUCUGCAGGACAUACAAUUUUACCCAUCAGUCACCAACCUGAAACUCCAAACCACGGAAGGCCGCCUUCAUGUACAUGUGGUUGAAGAUGUCAAUGAAAUCAUUCAGUACCCUACCUUCCGCCAAGUCCAGCACUUGGGAUGUCGCAGGGUCAGAGAAAAGGACAUUGUCUUCGACUCUCACAUGUCCGGCUUUGUCUACAAGGUGUCUGUAGGAGGAGAGGUACUCAUCAAGAAAGAGAUCCCAGGCCCCGACACCAUAGACGAGUUCCUCUACGAGAUCAACGCCCUGAACCGGCUCCGGUAUUCAAGGAACAUUAUCCGGUUCUAUGGUGUCGUGGUUGAUGAUGAAGAUGAGCACGUCAAGGGACUGCUCAUUAGCUACGCCGUUCAUGGUGCGCUUAUUGAUGUUAUUUAUGAUAACAAGCAGGACUCAGAAUUAGGUCUGCCCUGGCCGAUUCGUGAGAAGUGGGCACGCCAAAUUGUACAGGGCUUGGCGGAUAUUCACGAAUCUGGCUUUGUGCAGGGCGAUUUCACUCUCUCAAACAUAGUCAUUGAUGAUGACGAUGAUGCCAAAAUUAUUGACAUUAACAGAAGGGGCUGCCCAGUGGGCUGGGAGCCUCCUGAAGCAACGCCUCUUAUCGAAAGUAACCAGCGCAUUUCCAUGUACAUUGGCGUCAAAUCCGACCUUUAUCAACUGGGCAUGGUCUUGUGGGCAUUGGCAGCACAGGAUGAUGAGCCCGAGGCCCAAGGACGACCGUUACAGCUCGGAGACGAAUACGUUGUUCCAGAUUGGUAUCGGCAAAUUGUAGACAUUUGCCUGAGCGAAGAUCCGCGCCUUCGGUUGCAAGCCUCGUCUCUCAUGUCCCUCUUUCCAGAACCCGCGGAUGGAGACGACAUGGCACCCCCGUCAAUCUCGGUAGACGACGGCUAUACCAUGCAGGAAUACUUCGUGGAUGGCAACCAUGGCUACGCCAGGGUCAAGACCGUUCAGCCAGCUCACGACUGGUCGUAUGUAAACUUGGGCCAACCCUAUGUUGACGAACCGACGAGGGGCUUCUCACAGGACCCGUACUACUACACCAGAGGCCGCUCUCCCCCAAGCCCACUGCCAAGUCAUUAUGGGCCUUGCGACUCGCCUAACAUGGGACGUAAUGUCUCCAGCUGGGCUGAAGCUAGAAAUAUUGCACCAUCGUACAGCGAUAUUGGGGCAGACGAGGUCUACGAUCAAAAGAGCGCAACACCGACAACAAGCAAGGACUCCGUCGUUACGCCCGAGCCAUUGGAAGAGACAAGCAAGUCAGUCCGACAAAAGCUGGAAGCAUUGCAGUGGACUCCCCUAUCCAGUGAUCUCGCCGCCCUCGAUCGGGCCGAACUCGACCAUACGCCAGGACAAGAUGGCAAGAGACUCAUUGGAGAAGGCUUAGUCGACACGUUACGGAGUCACAAGCUAGAGGCAACUGCUACCGUCGAUCCCAUUGAGACACGACCUGCGAUGGCCAGUCCUAUGACGAUCAAGGAUAUCGAAACAGAGGGGAAAGAUGUAGAGGAAGAGGAGGUGAACGUGAGAGAAUCUGAAGGAACGCAAGAGAGUUCCCCAAACGGAAAAGGAACAGUAGGGCAAUCAGCGCCCGGACAAACGGGGGAAACAGAACCCGAAGAACUGAACAGAAACGGGCAACAUGUUGUCACGAUAGCGGACUCGACAGAAAAGGGGCCAGCUGUGGACGACCUGAAAGUCGCCGAAAUUGAGUUCGAAACCAAUGCCGCUCAAACGGCCAGACCAGGGCUCAAGUCUACAAAGCAAGAGGCGGCAGCGGCGGAGUCACCUACAACUACUACUCAAAUACCCACGACAGACAACCCCACGGAAGCUCAAGGGGCAGAUUCGCCAGAACUCAAAGGGGUUGGCGCGGCACAUAUCAACACUGAUGAGCAGACGAUGCGAGAGAAGACAUCCCUUGAUGAUGACUUCGCAACGGCGACAACAGCAACGACGACAGAUGCCCGGAGAUGA
Messenger RNA from Colletotrichum paranaense, 2838 nucleotides. RefSeq names its product protein kinase domain-containing protein. Gene Ontology annotation, molecular function: protein kinase activity; ATP binding. The coding region runs from base 1 to 2838 and encodes 945 amino acids. The transcript has 2 exons. Gene Ontology annotation, cellular component: cytoplasm. The record is from RefSeq and is a predicted model, not a curated record. Gene Ontology annotation, biological process: signal transduction; protein phosphorylation. Lineage: Eukaryota; Fungi; Ascomycota; Sordariomycetes; Glomerellales; Glomerellaceae.